UAUUAAACGCUUUGCAACAAUUGAUAUGGCAGUCACACGGAAGCAAUACCACUGCCAAUGUUUUUGUCAAAGAAAAAUAUUUAUACUAAUAUUAGCCUCACAAAUUUAGCCUUCAUAUAUUGUCUUUGAGAUGACGUAGCUACUGCUGCAAUGCUAUAAAUGCUUGAUGUUUUGAGGAUAUGGUCCUAGUCCAGUUGAAUACCUUUUUUUUUGUAACAAUAUCUUGAAAUAUGAGAACAUGACAUUCUAUCUUGUCAUUCCAGGUGGUGACCCUGCAACUAAUGAUUUAUCUGAGGUGGCUCUCCUCAUUGCCCAGACCAUCGGAACACACAAUUCCUGUGGUUCGGGGAUUGAUGGCGGAAUAGACACCCAUCUAGAUGAGCCAACUCAGGAAAGAGAUCCACCACCCCUGCAGAGCAACAGUCCAGUUGUAAUAACUGUAGGGCCCACUGCAGAAGAAGAGCUGUCUGUCGUCACUGCUCAACCAGUGAUGGUACCCCAACAGGCUGGGGAUCUGCAGCCACCAGCAGCAGUUCAGCAGGCUGCUGACCUGCAGCAACCUGUGUUGAUAUAA
Portunus trituberculatus (swimming crab) is the source of this 574-nucleotide messenger RNA. RefSeq lists its product as uncharacterized. NCBI's taxonomy places the organism in Eukaryota, Metazoa, Arthropoda, Malacostraca, Decapoda, Portunidae. The transcript is spliced from 3 exons. Bases 239 to 574 code for a protein of 111 amino acids. The record is from RefSeq and is a predicted model, not a curated record.